AUGAAGCUUCUUGUAGUUCUUGCAGUUGCGUUGGGAGCACCCGCUUAUGCGGUCCAAUGCGCCAACGAGAGCGCCUCUUGUCACGAGGAGCUCGAGAGGUUUUGGAGCUACGGCCGUUCACCUCCUGUCUACCCUUCUCCUCCCGCUACUGGUCUGGGUGACUGGCAGGAAGCAUUCAAGCAAGCUCGGUUAUUUGUUUCCCAAAUGACCAUCGAAGAAAAAGCAAACCUCACCAGUGGCUACGAAGGUAUCAACGGCUGUGGCGGAAAUGGUGGCAGUGUACCACGCCUCAACGUUCCUGGCCUAUGCUACGCCGAUGCGAGCGCCGGAGUGCGGGCGCAGGAGGGCGUCAACUCGUAUCCCCCAGGCCUUCACGUCGGCGCCAGCUGGAACCGAGAACUAGCCUACGCCAGAGCUCUUCAUCUGGGAGCGGAGUUCAAGCGCAAGGGAGCCAACGUCGCCUUGGCCCCUUCGAUCGGUGGUUUGGGGAGAGUUGUCAAGGGAGGACGAAACUGGGAAUCUCCGAGCAACGACCCUUACCUGACGGGCGCCUUGAUUCGUCCGACGGUCCAGGGUCUACAGAAGUCGGUCAUUGCUUGUGUAAAGCACUUAAUCGCAAACGAACAAGAAACCAGCCGCAAGGCUCCCGAGUUUCUUCCCCACAAGUUCAAUGCCUCUGUCUCGUCUAAUCUCGAUGACAAGACGAUGCACGAACUUUACCUGUGGCCUUUUUACGAUGCUAUUCACGCAGGAGCUGGAUCUGUCAUGUGCGCCUACAAUCGUGUCAACAACAGCUAUUCCUGCCAGAACAGUAAGCUUAUAAACGGCCUCUUGAAGGAAGAGCUUGGAUUCCAGGGCUUUGUCGUCACGGAUUGGUAUGAGCACAAGAGCGGCGUGGCGAGCGCCAAUGCUGGUCUGGACGUUGUCAUGCCAGUGGCUCCCCUGUGGAACGGCAAAGAGGGCAGUCUGGUUGAGAUGGUCAACAAUGACUCAGUGGAUGCUUCUCGUCUUGACGACAUGGCGACUCGUAUCGUUGCUUCUUGGCUGAAGUACGGUGCUUUGAAUGGUACCAAGCCUGGUGUUGGCUUCCCCAUCGACCCGACAAAGCCUCAUGACUACGUCGAAGCCCGAGAUCCUGCUUCCAAUGCCGUCAUCCUGCAAAGCGCCAUCGAAGGCCAUGUUCUCGUCAAAAACGUCAACAACGCUCUGCCUCUGAAGAAGCCUCGCUUCCUCUCCGUGUUUGGGUACGACGCUGCAGCACAGAACCUGAACACGCCCGAUCCUAACCCCUUCACACUUUGGGCGAUGGGAUUCGGAGGUGGCCAACGCUACCUUAAUGGUAGUCUAUUCACCAACGAUACCCUAUUCUCGCUUUUCGGCGCGAGCCUAGACAUGAGCCAAGUUGGGCCUUCUGUCUUUCUCAACGGAACUCUUAUUUCUGGUGGAGGCUCUGGUUCUUCGACAGGCGUAAUCGAUGCACCUCUGGAUGCACUGAAACGUCAAGCAUACGAUGAUGGAACAUUUCUCUUUUGGGACACGGUAUCCUUCACCCCAAACGUCAACCCAGCUUCCGAAGCUUGCUUGGUCUUCAUUAACGCGAUGGCGUCCGAGAGCCACGACCGCAAAAACCUGACCGACCCUUACUCGGAUCACCUCGUCACAUCUGUGGCGUCCAAGUGCCGCAACACAAUGGUUGUGGUGCACGCAGCAGGCAUCCGGCUUGUUGACCCUUGGAUCGAGCACCCCAACGUCACGGCCGUCAUCAUGGCCCACCUUCCAGGUCAAGAUUCUGGUCGUGCCUUGGUAGAGAUCCUGUAUGGAAGACAGUCUCCAUCCGGGAGACUACCCUACAUGAUAGCCAAGCAAGAGUCGGACUAUGGAUCUAUCCUAGACCCGGGCUUUCCGAGUGAUGAGACACCGUAUUACCCUCAAAGCAACUUUACUGAAGGUGUCUUUAUUGAUUAUAAGCACUUUGAACAUUAUAGUAUCAAGCCGAGGUUCGAAUUUGGAUUCGGUUUGACUUACACGACAUUUGAAUACUCCAACCUGAUGGUCGACGUUGAUGAGUCUGCCAGUCUCCUCCCACCUAACCCGAAAAUCGUGUUGGAAGGUGGGGUCAGCUCACUCUGGGAUCAAAUUGGUUCCGUAACUUGUACAAUUAAGAACACGGGCAACUUUACAUCCGCCGAGGUUGCUCAGCUGUACCUGCAUCUCCCUGGCGACGGGCCAUCCAAGGUCCUCCGCGGUUUCGAGAAGAAGACGCUUGUCCCAGGAGCGAGUAACAAUUUCACAUUUCCCCUGCAGAGGCGUGACCUCAGCUCCUGGGAUACCGUUAGGCAGCAGUGGGUUCUUAAUAGGGGUUCGUACGACGUCAUGGUGGGCAAGAGUGUUUUGGAUAUCCAGCUUCGCGGAAACUUUACCUUGAACUGA
Messenger RNA from Fusarium falciforme, 2430 nucleotides. RefSeq names its product Fn3-like domain-containing protein. The transcript has 2 exons. Gene Ontology annotation, molecular function: beta-glucosidase activity. The coding region runs from base 1 to 2430 and encodes 809 amino acids. Gene Ontology annotation, biological process: glucan catabolic process. The record is from RefSeq and is a predicted model, not a curated record. Lineage: Eukaryota; Fungi; Ascomycota; Sordariomycetes; Hypocreales; Nectriaceae.